Molecule: messenger RNA, 1979 nt
Organism: Vitrella brassicaformis
Lineage: Eukaryota; Vitrellaceae
Source: the annotation of a GenBank genome assembly
CGCACACCAUCUGCACAGCCGGAGAGAUCCGCUAUCGUCAGUCAGUCGGCGACCUGCAAGUCUGACAGAGAUGCAGCACCGCAACACAGCCGCCUGGAGAUUCACUUCUCCCGCUCGUCGAUCUGACGCUAACGAAGUAUCAAGCUCGCAAUUUCUGCGAGCUUAGACUUUCGAUGUUCACUCUCUCUUCCAGGCUUUCCAAUGUUCACUCUCUACUUCCUCUAACACAUACAUCUGGUCAAAUUGGAUGCAUCUGCGUCCUUCUCCCGUUGGAUGCCCUUGGCGUAGGUUCGUCAACGUGACUGGCUCAUUGGAGGUCACGGCGUCUGGAGCCCUUUGUCAGCGCCCAAUUAUCAGGUACAGCAGGGCGGCACAUCACACCAAGUGUGAUAGCAACUGACCAUAUGUUGUGUGUGACUCUGCUGUGCGCAGGACUCGAGCACCAUGUCGGCCUCUUCAUCAGCCGGGCAGGAGCCACAGCCACCACAGCAGCAGGAGAUGAAGAUAGAGAAGGUGGAGGCCCGCUUCCCGCCCAACACCAACAGUGCGACCAAGCGGCUCGUCCAGGGCAUCAUGCGCCGCACAAUCACACCUGACGGCGUCCGGCAGCUCGUCCGCAAGGGGGCCAACCCUGCCGUCUGCAUCGACCUCAUCGACCUGGAUGAUCAUGAGGAGUAUCGGCUGCGUGUGUGUCUGCUGUCAUUGGCCAUCGACGACUGGAGCACUCCCACGGCACUCGAGGCCUUCAUAGCUGUGGACCACAGCGGUGCACGGCUGGCGCUGCCGCUGUGGCCAUCGCGUGGGACGCAAGCGGCCAUCCUGUCGGCUCUCAUCCAGGAGGGCGUCGGGCUCAAUGGGCCACCCAAGCCAUCAUCACCCACGCACGUCGAGACCACCAGGAUCACCAUUGAUGCAUCAGCACGUCCUGGACGGAUCACCAACGCUAUGGCUCCCAUCGAGGUGGCGGUGUGGGCAGGCAAUGUGACGGCGGUCAAGACCCUCGUGGCCAACGGGGCGGCUCUGCAGCAAGGGCGGCCGCUGGCCUCCCUGCGAGAUGGAGUGCGUUCCAGCGAGCAGUACGAGGCGGCCCUGAUGGCCAUCUACACCUACCUCGUCAAGCUCGACCCCUCCCUCUCCACCGAGGCGACGGCCAGUGACUGGAAUGUCAUCCAUUCGGCAGCCAGUGCCGGUCCCAUCUACUCGGAGGCCUUCAUCCGCAGCUACCUGCAGCUGAUGAUGGACAACGGCGCCAGCAUCACGGCCGCACAGCAGCCGCCGAUGUUUCAGCCCCUGCAUCGAGCAGCGUCCUCUUCGUCCCAUCACGUCAUCGAGUGGCUAUGUCAACACCUCAGCCCCGCAGACAUCAACACAGCCAGAGGGGGAGGAGUCCACCGGACGGCUUUGGGCAUCGCUGCCCGCAGGGUCGCCCUCUGGCAGAGUCGACCCCCGUCCGAGCAGCGUGAUGAGAUGGUCAGCGGGAUGCAGCGGGCCAUCCGCACGCUGCUGACAUCAGGAGCAGCCAUCGACAUGGUGCAGACGCCACAGCAGCUGCCACCCAACGCCGGGCAGAUCUACCGAGCGGCGCACGGUGUGGUGUUGGCCGAGUACCUCACCGUGCUCAACGACGAGCUGCCGCAGGCCGUCAUGGACGGCGUCAACGGCGCCCUCAGCCCCCAGCGUGACGCAGCCAACAUGCUGACGCGGCUGCUGCCCCUCGCCCGCCCCUCCCCACCCGCCAACCCCACUGAGCCAUCCACUGCUGCUGCAGCACAUGCCCCUGCUGCCCCCUCCCCCUUCGCCAUCACGGAUGCGACGGCCCAGGUGGCCUGGAAGAUCGGCGCCUUUUUGCACGAGCCAGAGGCCGUCGACACACGGCGGGGGACAUAGAGUGAAAGGACAUAUUGUAAAAAUCGAUCGAAUGAAGGCGAUUUUUUCAAAUUUUCAGCCAUCAUGUGGGAAGAACUGAUCGAAAUCGAAGC